ACACAUUAAAUCAUUAUUUUAAAUCUCAUCAUCUUUAAUCAAUUCAUUGUCAUCCUACCAUCCAUUCCACAAAUUAUUUAUUUAAUCCCUAAAACCUUUCCUAUUUAUUUUUUAUUGAAACCAAGUUUUUCCUAACACAAAACUAUAUUCACUAUUGUCCCCUCUCCCACUUUGAGAUAGCCUCACAACUAGUCAUCUUCUUUACACAACUUUGUAUACACACAUAUAUAUGCAUAUAAGAGGUUGUUUUGUACUCCUAUUGACUUAAAUUUUUCGAGGAGGAAGUAGAGUAGGGCAUGCAUUGCCAUCUCCCAACUAAUAGGUGAGGCAAAGAGUAGCAAUAAAUACCUACACCUGUCUACCAUUACCCACACCUACUCUAAACAAUAAGAACAUACCCUUAGCAAAGCCCCCAACUUAGCCCCAUGUAAUGUAACAUUACAUACCCUUCUUCUAUAUAAACCACCACACAAAAAACCCUAGACUACAAACACUCCACAUUCCACUCCUUACAUAACAAUGGCCUCAAUCCACAAUAAUAUCCUCACAACAAUCUCCCUAACAAUCCUCCUCCUCGUCUCGACGACUCCCGCCGCGCACUGCUCUGGCCGUUUCGAGCAAAUCUACGCGUUCGGAGACUCGUACACCGACACUGGCAACACGAGGACCUCGACGGGCCCCACGGCCUUCAACCACGUCUCUGACCCGCCCUACGGCAUCACCUUCUUCCAUCGGCCCACCAAUCGGUACUCGGACGGGCGCAUCGUGCUCGACUUCGUGGCGGAGGCGUUGUCGCUGCCGCUCGUGCCGCCGUACCGCGACGCGGCGGCCAACCGGUCGCGCGGGGUCAACUUCGCCGUGGGAGGGGCCACCGCCAUACGCCACGGCUUCUUCGUGAAGAACAACGUGACGUUCAAUCUAGUGCCACAGUCGCUCCAGACGCAGCUCGUCUGGUUCGACAAGGUUUUGCUGGGGAGCGCGGGAUGCGCGGACCGCAGGAGCACGCCCACACAGUGUGAGGGUGCUCUUGGGGAUGCCUUGAUUUGGGUGGGUGAGGUCGGGGCGAAUGAUUACACGUGCAGCCUAGGUUCGAGUCUCUCGAGUAAGGUUAUACGGAGUCUUGCCAUACGGAGUGUUGUCGGGUUCUUACAGGCGGUGCUGAACAAGGGGGCAAAAUACAUAGUCGUCCAGGGGCUGCCCCCAACGGGCUGCGUACCCUACUCCUUCUCCCUCGCCUCCCCCGAAGACCGAGACGAGAUGGGCUGCGUGGCCAGCGUCAACCGCAUAACCCAGGCCCACAACGCGGCCCUGCAGGCCCAGCUACGCUCCCUCCGGGCCCAACACCCGCAGGCCGUUAUCCUCUAUGCCGACUACUACAAUUCCCACCUCACCCUCCUCAAGAACGCCACGCGCUACGGCUUCCGGCAGCCGUACCGCGUCUGCUGCGGCUACGGCGGCGGAGCCCUCAACUUCGACGUGUUCAACACGUGCGGGUCGAGCUCGUCCACCUCCUGCCCCGACCCUUCCGAGUACAUCAACUGGGACGGCGCACACUUCACGGAGGCAGCGUACAAGGUCAUCACGACGUCGUUUCUGGGUGGGGAGUUCUGCAGACCCUCGUUUAAUUAUCUGCUCAGGAAGAAGAAGUCUGUGAAUUAAUUGCUUGUCAGAUUUCCAUUUCUCUCUUUUUUUUUUUUCUUUAAUUGAUCUGUCAGCUUUUAUCAUUGAAAAUAUUUUAUUUAAUGUAUUUUGGGUGUUUGAUUGUCGCUUUUUGAAAGUUUAGGGUUUCGUGCGCGAGGAAUUUAUUUAUGUUGUGAUGAUGAUUUGACUGUGCGCUGUUGUUUUGUUAAUUAAAUAAACUAUACCUUUCUACUAGUAUUCAUUUUUCAACUCCACGUUUUGUGUACUUCAUCGGAAAAUUCCACUCUUCUCUGGAGAAAG
This is a messenger RNA of Striga asiatica, 1941 nucleotides long. NCBI's taxonomy places the organism in Eukaryota, Viridiplantae, Streptophyta, Magnoliopsida, Lamiales, Orobanchaceae. The record is from the annotation of a GenBank genome assembly.